GGGGCCUCGAUCCCUGGGAACCUGUGGGCAGGGAGGCUCGCAGAGGUGUCUGUUCAGAGAAUGCCUGUUACUGAUGCAGUCCAGGUCUUGAUUGAAAGCUGAACCUUUCUGGAUGUGACCUCGGUACCCUAGGUCAUCUGAGUAGAAAUGUUUUCUGAACAAUUUUGUGUGAACACAUGCAGGCUGAAGAUUUUAUUAGUCUGCAAAAGGUUUUGAUAGUGGAGAGACUAUUUCUCUCUGGUUUUCCCUUAUGAUCGUGUGAGUUUAGUAGUUCACAUCUCAAAUUGUUGUAUUAAACAAAUGCACAAUCUAUGGGACCUUUUUAGGAAAAAUGGCAAGCAUCAUUACCGGGCCUUCUUUGGGACCUACGUUCAUUCCUGGAGGAAUUCUUCGUGUGUCCAGUGCUCUUUGGUUUUAAAGGCAAGCCUCCGAGCCUUCCUUUCUCCUGGAUGCUGUGGUGGUGGCCAGGCAUGGCGUCCUCAGCCACUGCCUGGGAGCUGCUGCUUUCCUAGAGCCGGCCUGAUGGUAGAGAUGAGCUCUGUUUUCAUGACGAUGACGUGGGUGGUGUCUCCUCACAAGCAUCUCUUAGGGAGUCUCAGCCUGUGGGACUGCGGGAGUGCCCGAGCUGCUCCGGCCCUUCUCUAAUCUCGGCAGCCCGCCUCUCACUCAGGGGUUUCCAUCUGUUAAGUCUCCACGUUUGUCUUUCUCCACCCCAUUCACUUUCCUCUUAGUCUUUCUGCCCUCAUGAACAGUCUUUGCAGGGUUCGGGUUUUCACACUGCUGGUGGGAAUGCCUCCUGGCCUUGCUGCCUCCCUCUCCUAGAGUCUUCUUGUCCCUCGUGAGGCUCUGGUGUGUUGUGAUUUAGGCAGCCAUCUUGUGAGCAUAUGAGGAAAUAUCCAUAUACUCAGGGCAAAUUAGAACCACUUGAUUCUGUUUCCUCUUCAGCACAGAUUGUGUGUGUGUGUGUGUGUGUGUGUGUGUGUGUGUGUGUGUGAUCAGGGACUGACACUUGUAUUUUUUUUUUGGUGAUGGGGAUGAGAGGAGAACUGAGAAGGAAGGAUUAACUCCAAAGGAGCACAUGUCCAAAGAAACACAGUCCUUCAGACUGACGGUGGCGGGGCUGCCGGGGACUGUUUCCCCGCCCUUUAACUUUGGGAGCGGCUGAGAGCAGCCCCAAGGUCACUGGAUAAUUAAGACAAAGUCAAAGAGGAGACAUUUCACAGAUACCUCAGCCAGGCACCAUGAGGCCUCUGUGGUCAAGAAUGGAGAGAAGUUUGAGAAAUUAGGAAAAAAUAUCAGUGUCAGCACACAAUCCACUAUGGAGAAGACAGUUCCUAGUGGUCAGAUAGCUUAUGAAUGUGGGAAAUGUGGUAGACAUUUCAUUCGAACGGCAGACUUCCACCGACAUCAGAAAUGUCACACUGGUGAAAGGUCUUUUGAAUGCAAAGAAUGUGGAAAAGACUUCAGAUAUAAUUCAUUACUUAUUCAGCAUCAGAUAAUUCACACUGGCAAGAAACCAUUUAAAUGUAAAGAAUGUGGAAAAGGUUUAAGUUCAGACCCAGCCUUGAUUCAGCAUCAGAGAAUCCACACUGGAGAAAAGCCCUAUGAAUGUCAGGAGUGCGGCAAGGCCUUCAGUAGCAGCCUGGUCUUCCUCCAGCACCAGAAGUUCCACACUGGGGAGAAGCUCUACGAGUGUAAUGAAUGUUGGAAAACUUUCAGUUGCAGCUCGAGUUUCACUGUCCAUCAGCGAAUGCACACUGGGGAGAAGCCGUAUGAAUGUAAAGAGUGUGGAAAACGAUUAAGCUCAAACACAGCCUUGACUCAGCACCAGCGAAUUCACACAGGGGAGAAGCCCUUUGAAUGUAAGGAGUGUGGGAAGGCGUUCAAUCAGAAAAUAACCCUGGUUCAGCACCAGCCAGUUCACACUGGUGAGAAACCUUAUGAGUGUAAAGUGUGUGGUAAAACCUUCAGCUGGUGUGGAAGAUUCAUUCUGAAUCAGAAACUACACGCUCAGAAGACACGUAUCCAAGCAUAGGGCUAUCUAUAGUUAGGCACACUGUGUCUCUCCUUUUUUCUCUUUAUUUUUUUUUGAGACAGAGUCUUGCACUUU
This is a messenger RNA of Saimiri boliviensis boliviensis (Bolivian squirrel monkey), 2110 nucleotides long. The record is from RefSeq and is a predicted model, not a curated record. NCBI's taxonomy places the organism in Eukaryota, Metazoa, Chordata, Mammalia, Primates, Cebidae.